Molecule: messenger RNA, 2791 nt
Organism: Eufriesea mexicana
Lineage: Eukaryota; Metazoa; Arthropoda; Insecta; Hymenoptera; Apidae
Gene: Ttc7
Product: tetratricopeptide repeat domain 7
Exons: 15
Coding region: 139-2712 (857 amino acids)
Biological process (GO): protein localization to plasma membrane; phosphatidylinositol phosphate biosynthetic process
Cellular component (GO): plasma membrane
Molecular function (GO): protein binding
Source: RefSeq, a predicted model, not a curated record
GUGUUGUAUGUGUAAUUUUACAUUGUGCCUACGCUCGUUAUAUUGUAAUACUGAUGAUCAAUAUAUUACAUUACUUUUCGGUAAAUAUUACGAAAGAAUUUGAAAGCUUAUUUCAUUCUUUUUCUGACGUAAUUUAGAAUGACAAGUAAAAAAGGUCAUACCCUUCGAAUUGAAUCAGAAAUCGAUAAAAACCGCGAAGAAGGAAAUUGGAAAAAGGUUAUAGAAUUGGCAGAGCACUUGAAAGUACAGUAUCCCAGUAAUGAAUGUUUAGCAAAUUUUUUAUGUGGGGAAGGACGAUUAGAGAGCUUUUUAGAACAAACUCCACCUAUAGAUGCUAACAUUGGAAAAGCUAGAAAUGGACUACAAGAAACGAGAAGAUACUUAAUUUUAGCAGCAAAUGAAAAAGAUAAACAAGCAUUAGUUGUAUUAGAUGCCCAUUUAUUACUUGGUAAAUUGCACUAUGCAAUGGGAAUGUAUGAAGAAGCACUUAAGCAUUACCAACAAGCUGAAUUGCAUACACUUACGGAGAAACCAUUACCUUGCAGAAGUCUACGCAUUAUUGCAGAAUCAUAUGCAAUUAAAGACACAGAGAAACAUUUAUCCUGCCGAAGACUGCGCAUUAUUGCUGAGUCAUAUGCAAUUGAAGGGCUUUGUUUUGAAAAGUUACCACCAAAUUCCAAAUCCAAGUAUAAAAUAGCAGAGUGGCAAGAGCAGAUCAUCAAAUGCUAUGAAAUUGCUGGUGACCUAACAUUGGUAUAUUUACAAGAACAGGAUAAACUUGCAAUGCAACAUCAAAAUGGCACAUGUACCGUAAAUAGUAACAAUGCAGGUACAUAUUCCUCUCAGUCUUCGUUUUGUUCUACAAAACAUAUUGGGCCAAUUUUGGAAACUGCACUACAAAGGGCACCCAUAUUGUACAUUCAAACUGGUAAUAUUCAAGGUGCAAUUAAUCGUUACAGGGAGAUUUUAUCUGCUGUGGAGUCAACAACAACUCAAAGCCUUAGGGUUACUUUGACAAGACAAUUAGCAGAAGUAUUAGUUCGAGGAAUUAGUGGUGCUGAAUACAAAGCUCCAGAAGCAGUAAGUGACUCAAUAGAUUCGCCAUGGAAGCCAAAGAAAUAUUUAGGUCCUAAUAUGUUUGUGCCAAGAAAUGAGUAUGAAGAAACAAUUUUAUUAUUAUUAAUAAGUGAAGCUAUGGCAGUUAGAGAUGCUGUACUUAGUCAAUCUCCAGAAUUUAAAGAUGCACGAAUACAUGCUUUUGAAAAUGCCACUGCAGUAUAUGAUCUUCUUACUGUAGUUGUCGUAAGAUGGAGUCAAGUGGAUUUAUUAUAUGAGUCUUUUGAGAGAGCAAUGAAAUUUUCUCAUGAAGAAGUACACGUGUGGACACAAUGUGCAUUGUGUUUAAUUAGCAUGGGCAGAUAUGUACAUGCAUAUAGGGUUUUAAAAGUGGUAGCAAAAUUAUCACCACAGAAAGUAAUGCCUUGUCUUUUAGCUGCGAGACUGUGCUAUGAGGAAUUAAAUAUGAUAAAAGAAGGUAUAGAAUGGAGUCAAAAAGCACUACAAAGAGAGACAUCAAAUUCUCAAGGGAUGCAAUCAAGAUGUCAUCUUUAUAUUGGUAUUGGUCAUAGUAUACUUGCUGCAAACACUAUAGUAAAAAUGGAUAAAACUUAUCAUACAAAAACAGCUUUAGAAUGUUUUCAAAAGGCCCAACAAUGUGAUCCAAACGAUCAUUUAGCUGAAUACUACCUAGCUCACGAAUAUGCAAUUAACAGACAAAUUAAUGAAGCAAUGAUUCAUGUAAAAAUUGCGUUGAAUCUUCGAGCAGAACACAUUCCAUCAUUGCAUUUAUUAGUAUUACUACUAUCGGCACAUAAGCAAUAUUCAGAAGCAUUGCAUUUAAUAAACAGCGUAUUAGAAGAAUAUCCAGAUAAUUUGAAUUUUCUUUAUGUAAAAGCACAUCUUGAAUUACGAAGUAUUGGCGGUGAGCAAGCAUUGUUUACCAUAAGGCACAUGCUUUUACUUUGGAAGAAUCUGUAUGAAGAUCAAACUAAUGCUAAUUGUAACGAGCAGCACAGUGAGAAACGAAGCGAAACAAGAAGUGUUUUUCAACUGUAUGCUUCUGAAAUGUCUGAUAAAGAUUCCAGUUCUCUACACGCACAAUCAUUAGCUGCUUCAAGAGUAGAACAGGCUUUAUCUGAAGUUGCAUCUUCACUUAGUUCUUUUACUCCAAAGCCUGGACCACAAAGAGCAUGGUUGCUACAAUUACAAGUUUGGUUAUUGCUUACUGAAGUAUAUUUAGUUUUAGAUCAACCAAAUGGUGCUGUUCUUUCUUUACAAGAAGCGACGAAUAUUUUUCCACUAAGCCACCAUAUUAUGUAUACACGUGGUCUUCUCCAUGAAUAUAAAUUAGAAUACAUGGAGGCAAAACAAUGUUAUCAGAAUGCAGUAUCUAUUAAUCCAUCACAUAUCAAAAGCUUACAACAUUUGGGAUUAAUUUAUCAUUAUUUGGGAAGUCAAAGGUUAGCUGAAAAAACUUUACGAGAUGCUGCAAAAAUCGAUCCAAACUCUCAUCAAACAUGGUACAAUUUAGGAAAGGUGUUGGAAUCCUUAGGUGAAGUAGAAGCAGCAAGUGAUUGUAUGGCUACAGCACUAGAAGUAGAAACUACGAAUCCGAUAUUACCAAUCCUUACAAUACCAGUAACAUUUGAAUGAUUCAAAAUUUGAAUUAUUUAAAACAAGAUAUAAAAAGAUCCCGACUUAUUGGCAUUUGUUUGCUUUUGGGGCAAUAGUA